UCAAAUGAAGCUUUAACGAAUGCUGACUUUAAGAACGCCUUCGAAGCUCUUCAUAGUAAGGUGAAACUAGUGAACGACUUCUCAUCUGGAAAGAAACUGAAGUCUGAAGGUUUCGACAAAGAGUUAAAAGAAGUAGCACAAAAUAUGACGAAAAUAACAGAUGCAGCAACGAGACAGGCAGUUCAAAGUGCCUAUGACGCCGUUAGAGCAACUGUUGUGGAAAGUCAAGAAAAAGAGUUACAACAGACCAAAACAGACCUAGUAAAUGCUUUCUUAAAAACGAAAAGUCAGGUAGGACAUUAUGCUGCAGAUGGAACAUAUGUGCCAGCUGGUGGAACUUAUAUACUAGCUAGUGGAACUUAUAUACCACCAAACCCUCCAAGAGAAGCACCUGCACCAGGACUACCUAAAACAUUUACAUCGUCACAUGGACACAGACACAGGCAUGCACCAAAACCAGCACAACAACCAACACAACAACCAACAGUUCAAAAUCCAGCACAACAACAACCAGCACAACAACCAACAGUUCAAAAUCCAGCACAACAACAACAACCACAAACAGAGCAAGGACAUAAAAGAAGUAGAGAACAAGGAAACCAAGAAUUCUUAAAAAUGCUUAAGGAAGAUUAUGGUUACCCAGAUACUCUUGACUUUAGUGACAGAUAUAAAGAAGCUAUUAGAAAGUUCAAGGAAGGAAAUACUGACCCGAACCUAUUUAGCUUUAUGGUUCAGCACCAAAUGGGAUAUAAUUUCAAACCUGGAAAAUACAAGCUCGCUAAGGGAUAUGAUUUAAUAGCAUAUCAUCCAAAUGACAUGGAUGAAUUUACUCCGAGAUAUUUGGUGUCAGAGAUAAAUGAUAAUUCAACUAUCUUCAUGAAACGCGUAAAAAAUAGAGACGGAACGAAAGAAGAAAGGGUUAUGAAUGCGAAUGACUUAAAUAGGGAACUUGUUAAAAACGGUCUCGGAAUAUAUGA
Trichomonas vaginalis G3 is the source of this 977-nucleotide messenger RNA. RefSeq names its product protein of unknown function, DUF4106 family. The transcript has a single exon. The annotation marks the transcript as partial. Lineage: Eukaryota; Parabasalia; Trichomonadida; Trichomonadidae. The record is from RefSeq and is a predicted model, not a curated record.